GACUGCGCAGACUUCGUGAGCACACAUCAGCAUCGAGGUAACUCCAACAUUCCACUGAGCAACAAGAACCAUGUCAGAUCUCUGUGUUGGAAUCAACGGCUUUGGGCGCAUCGGCCGCCUAGUUUUGAGGGCUUGCCUCCAGAAAGGCAUCAAAGUUGUAGCCAUCAAUGACCCAUUCAUUGACCUGAAGUACAUGGUCUACAUGUUCAAGUAUGACUCCACUCAUGGCCGUUAUCGAGGUGAGGUCUCCCAUGAUGGCAGCAAGCUCAUUGUGGAUGGCCAAGGCAUCUCUGUUUUCCAGUGCAUGAAGCCUGCUGAGAUCCCCUGGGGCAGUGCUGGAGCCAAAUAUGUUGUUGAGUCUACUGGAGUCUUCCUCAGUGUGGAAAAGGCCUCAUCUCACAUCCAGGGUGGUGCACAGCGUGUGGUUGUGUCUGCCCCCUCACCUGAUGCCCCAAUGUUUGUAAUGGGAGUCAACGAGGACAAAUACGACCCCUCCUCCAUGACCAUUGUCAGUAAUGCCUCAUGUACCACUAACUGCCUGGCCCCCCUGGCCAAAGUCAUCCAUGAUAACUUUGGAAUUGAGGAGGCUCUCAUGACUACAGUUCACGCCUACACAGCCACCCAGAAAACAGUGGAUGGUCCCAGCGCCAAGGCCUGGCGUGAUGGUCGUGGUGCUCACCAGAACAUUAUUCCAGCUUCUACUGGUGCUGCCAAGGCAGUGGGCAAAGUCAUUCCUGAGCUAAAUGGUAAGCUGACAGGAAUGGCGUUCAGGGUGCCAGUGGCAGAUGUGUCGGUGGUGGACCUGACAUGCCGUCUAACCAAACCUGCAUCUUACGCUGAGAUUAAGGAGGCCGUCAAGAAGGCUGCCCAUGGACCAAUGAAGGGAGUGCUGGGUUACACUGAAGACCAGGUGGUGUCGUCUGACUUCAUUGGUGAUACUCACUCCUCCAUCUUCGAUGCUGGUGCUGGCAUCUCCCUCAAUGACAAUUUUGUCAAGCUCAUUUCCUGGUAUGAUAACGAGUAUGGCUACAGCACUCGUGUUGCCGACCUGCUGCUCUACAUGCACUCCAAGGAGUAAAUACUUCCUGCCCAGAAAAGAAGUUAGGAAAGGGACCACCCCUCCCAUCGUUUCCACUAAAGCCCCACCCAUAGCCGAGUCAUAGCAUUUCGACCCUUAGCUCAACUACAGUAAAUGUAGUCAGCAGCAACAGUGUGUUUGAUUGUCCUUAAUUAUCUGUCUUUUGCUUUAUUGACGAGGCGACCGGUCGGUGAAAAGAUUGUGUACCUCCUUCAACUCCCACUGCUAAUUUAGAUGUUGUUCUGGCUGAGUACUUGUAACUACUGUAUUCAUUUCACUGUUUGUGUGUUUUAAAAGCUUAGCCACCAGUGGAAGGAGGAAAUUGUGAGGCAGAUCUACUGUAACUUUGCUUAAGAAUAAAGAGAUAACUAAAAUAAAACUUGAAAAACUCAAA
This is a messenger RNA of Austrofundulus limnaeus, 1472 nucleotides long. RefSeq names its product glyceraldehyde-3-phosphate dehydrogenase, spermatogenic (gene gapdhs). Lineage: Eukaryota; Metazoa; Chordata; Actinopteri; Cyprinodontiformes; Rivulidae. Gene Ontology annotation, molecular function: NADP binding; glyceraldehyde-3-phosphate dehydrogenase (NAD+) (phosphorylating) activity; NAD binding. The record is from RefSeq and is a predicted model, not a curated record. The transcript is spliced from 11 exons. Bases 71 to 1078 code for a protein of 335 amino acids. Gene Ontology annotation, biological process: glycolytic process; glucose metabolic process. Gene Ontology annotation, cellular component: cytosol.